AUGAAUUCUGUUAACUCCUCUGCUACUUUGUCACCCAGUGAAGAAAUGAGGCUGCAAGCAGACGAACGUGACUUUCGUUUUGUUCCAGCGUCCGAUCUUGGUUUCUACGAAAUUCACCACAGUGCUGUAACCAGUAAUUCUUCCCUGUCAGUAUCUGACGAGGCAAGAAGAAAUGGACAGGCUGUGAGCUGUCCCUGGCGGUGCCGCCAUAGCUGCGUGCAGCCAACGCCGAGCGGAGCUGAGGGAAAAACCGCCCCGUGCUUCAGAGCGUCCCGGCGGGCGGUCACCGCACUGAGGGGCGGGAGGCGGCCGUGGGCGGGAAGAACGGGCGGCAAGAAGCGGUCAGGCGCCGCGGGCAGCUUAACUGCCGGGUGGAGGAAGGGCUCGCAGGAGGAAGGACCCAGGGAGGGACGCUCCGCCUCUGUCGGCGCGGUGCUGCCGGGAGCCGGGCGAGCCGCGAUGCCGCUGUACGAGGGCCUGGGAAGCGGCGGGGAGAAGACCGCCGUGGUGCUCGACCUGGGCGAGGCCUUCACCAAGUGUGGUUUUGCGGGUGAAACAGGACCAAGAUGCAUUAUUCCUAGUGAAAUAAAGAAACCUGAUGUCUCUAAGCCUGUCAGAGUUGUUCAGUAUAAUAUCAACACAGAGGAGCUGUAUUCCUAUCUGAAGGAGUUUAUUCAUAUGUUGUAUUUCAGACAUCUUCUGGUGAAUCCCAGAGACCGUCGUGUUGUGAUCAUAGAAUCUGUCCUCUGCCCUUCACACUUCAGAGACACUCUUGCCAGAGUCCUUUUCAAGCAUUUUGAGGUGCAUGUUUUAUGUAACUAUUGUAUGUGCUGAGCAUAGCACUUAGUGGUAGGAACUGUAGUGAUGGUAUGGACAAAGGAGUGAAAAUAACGGGAGAGGUGUGGAGAAGAUUCAGAAAUGGAGGUGCUCAUCUGGGGAGGUG
This is a messenger RNA of Meleagris gallopavo (turkey), 943 nucleotides long. The record is from RefSeq and is a predicted model, not a curated record. Lineage: Eukaryota; Metazoa; Chordata; Aves; Galliformes; Phasianidae.